Molecule: messenger RNA, 747 nt
Organism: Salarias fasciatus (jewelled blenny)
Lineage: Eukaryota; Metazoa; Chordata; Actinopteri; Blenniiformes; Blenniidae
Product: mitochondrial inner membrane protease subunit 2-like
Exons: 6
Coding region: 36-569 (177 amino acids)
Cellular component (GO): mitochondrial inner membrane peptidase complex; membrane
Molecular function (GO): serine-type endopeptidase activity
Source: RefSeq, a predicted model, not a curated record
GGAGCCGAGGGGGACGGAGCUGCUUCUGCGUUCUGAUGGCUCAGCAUGCGACGGCGGGUCGGCGCUACCUGCGAGCCUUCGUCAGCGGGUUCUUCGUGGCGGUUCCCGUCACCGUCACCGUGCUCGACCGCUUGGCGUACGUGGCGCGAGUGGAGGGAGCGUCCAUGCAGCCGUUUCUGAACCCGGAGGGGGGGUUGGAGAGUGACGUUGUGCUGCUGAACCGCUGGAGUGUGAGGAACUACCAAGUCCAGCGAGGAGACAUCGUGUCCAUUCUCUCUCCCAGGAACCCCCAGCAGAAGAUCAUCAAGCGGGUGAUCGGCCUGGAGGGAGACUUCAUCCGAACUCUGGGAUACAAGAAGCGAUACGUUCGAAUCCCCGAUGGUCACUUCUGGAUUGAGGGCGAUCAUCAUGGACACAGCCUGGACAGUAACAGCUUUGGCCCGGUCUCGGUGGGACUGCUUCAUGGUCGAGCCUCUCACAUCAUCUGGCCGCCGAACCGCUGGCAGAGGAUCAAGCCGUGUCUCCCUCCAAACCGAGGGCCGCUGGACUCUGAGGAGGAGGACGGGUGACGGAGACAGACUUUACCCACACCUCCGCAGCGAGGCGGCGCUGCUGACUGCUUCUCAUGUUUCCUUUGUUUUUCUGUUGACCGAUUCCGUCUGAGCGAGCCGACACGUUUGACUACAAUAAAGACCGAGGCCGUUAGAAAGGAGCACCAGCAGCCGUCCUCAGUUUCCUGCUUCAUUC